AUGAAGCGCGUCAUUGCUCUUUUCUUCGCUUUCGUUGCCCUCGUUGCUCUUGUAGCUGCUCAGGAUAUGACUAUUAAAGUAGGAGAUGGUGGUCAAAAGUUCAACCCAGCCACUGGCACUACCUCCGCUGGUUCUACCAUCACCUUCAUGUGGGUUAGUGGCCCACACAGUGUCAUUCAAGCUGAUGACGGUACCUGCAAUCCAUCAGCUCAAGCAAAUGCCUUCAAGGUCGCCCCACAAUCCACUGGUACAUCAACUUUCAAGGUCCCCGCUGGUAUGCCCAAGUUAUGGUUCUACUGUGGUGUCGCUCAACAUUGUGCAGUAGGAAAUAUGAAAUUGGUUCUCACUGUCGGUGGUGGUGCUGGAGGCAAUGCCACCACUAACAGCACCUCAGGUGGUUCCACUGUUCUGAUGGUGAGGAAACAAGAUGCCGGAAAAUGGCCAGGCCGAGAUUCGCCCGCAAUGAGCGAGUUGCGUUUAUUAAUGAUUAACGAUUAG
This is a messenger RNA of Paraglomus brasilianum, 498 nucleotides long. Lineage: Eukaryota; Fungi; Glomeromycota; Glomeromycetes; Paraglomerales; Paraglomeraceae. The record is from the annotation of a GenBank genome assembly.